Messenger RNA from Sceloporus undulatus (fence lizard), 4280 nucleotides. It is a transcript of the gene FBXO41, whose product is annotated as F-box protein 41. The transcript is spliced from 13 exons. The coding region runs from base 709 to 3150 and encodes 813 amino acids. The record is from RefSeq and is a predicted model, not a curated record. NCBI's taxonomy places the organism in Eukaryota, Metazoa, Chordata, Lepidosauria, Squamata, Phrynosomatidae. Gene Ontology annotation, molecular function: protein binding.
AGAAGAAGAAGAGUUCCCAGAUUGCAAGCAGAGGAAAAGGAAGAAGAAAAAGAAAAAGAAGGGAGGGGCAGCCUCGGCUUCCUCUGGACCGACCCCCCCUCAACCCUGAUACCCCCCUCCAGCCUGGAAGGAGGAAGCCAAGGUCCAGCAAAAGCCCAAAGCCUGCAUCCCUUUGAAGAGCAUCCUUUGCCUUGCCUUCGCUUGGCCCACCGCGCUCCCUCUAGCGGCCAAGAACAGGUAUUGCGCCCUGGGCUUUCUUUUCCGGGCAGCUCAGCAGCAGCAGCAGCUGAAAAUCAGGGGUCCUUUUCCUCGGCCCCCCAACCACGAUCCCAGCCCCAUAGCCAGCCUCCUGGGAGGGCAUUGGUGGAGGCAACAACCUUGGCAGGUCAGGAGUCUCCAAGCUGCCAGCCCAGAGGAGAGAAGAGGGAGCCAGCUAGCCAGUGCCACCAUCUGUGCCCGAUGCUAACCAGGCCUCCUGCUGUGGUCAGUGGCUGGGAUCCCCCACCUCCAUGACUUCGCCUGCCGACCCCUAAUCCCAGCAAUGACCUUGUGGAGCCAGCCUGCCCUCCUGCCGUGCCCCUUGCCCUCCGUCUCCACUGCUCCUCCCAGUGCCACCUGCCACGUGCCCGCUGCACCAUGAGAGGGGCCCGGCAGCUGGUAACCUGUGGAGGAGGAGGGCUACUGCGUGGCGGGUGGAGUGGAUGAGGGAUGGCCUCCCUGGACCUGCCAUACCGCUGUCCACGCUGUGGGGAACACAAGCGUUUCCGGAGCCUGUCCUCCCUGCGAGCCCACUUGGAGUACAACCACACCUACGAAACCCUUUAUGUCCUCUCCAAGACCAACAGCAUCUGCGAUGCCACCGUCUUCCCACUGGCAUCGGAUUCCACACUCCUGACGCCCACCACCCGCAGGGACAUCUUUGAGAGCACUUCCUUCCAGGGCAAGGAGCAGCGUUUCACCUGUGACCUCAUCGCUGCCGACGAGCUGGAACCGUCCUCCUCCCCCGUGGCCUCCCGCUACGUCCACGAAAUCGAGAUCCCUCUCACCGAGAUCUUCACCCGCAAGGCCAUGACGUCAGCCACCACUCCUCCCGCUGCCGCUGCUGCGGCCGUGGCUGCUGUGGACGCGGCUUACGAGGAAGGCCUGACCCGCCUCAAGAUCCGGGCCUUUGAGAAACUGGAAGUGGACAAACGCCUGGAGAAACUGACCGAAGAAGUAGAACAGAAGAUCGCCUCUCAAGUGGGACGCCUCCAGGUGGAACUGGACCGCAAGACCUCUGAGCUGGAGAAAGCCAAGCAGGAAAGUCUCCGGUUAAGUCGGGAAAAACAGGAGCUGGAAGAUCGGGCGGUGGAGCUCUCCCGCCAGGUGGAUGUCAGCGUGGAGAUGUUGGCAUCCCUCAAACAAGAUCUGGUGCAGAAGGAACAGGAGCUGACUCGCAAACAACAGGAGGUGAUCCAAAUCGACCAGUUCCUGAAGGAGACCGCUGCCCGGGAAGCCAACGCCAAAGUGCGCCUCCAGCAGUUCAUUGAGGAGCUCCUGGACCGAGCCGACCGAGCCGAGAAGCAGCUCCAGAUCAUCAGCAGUAGCUGUGGAACGACACCCAACUGCAGCCUGGGCAGAUGCAGCGUGCCUGGUUCCAAGAGCACUGGCAGACCGGUACCUCAUGGCAAUGCCAUUCUCCUAACACAAAAGUCCCCAAAAAGGGAGUCCUCCCCAGUAACUGGGGCAUCCAGCCAUGCCAAGGCCGUCUCCCAGAGCUCGGGAUGCUAUGACAGCGACAGCCCCGAAUUGUACCACGGGGAAGAGAACGCAGAUGGAAACCCCUAUCAGAGCGGACAGAGCCGAAGCUCAGAUGGCGGCUUUGACAGGUCCAAUGCAGUCCGCGGAUCCGGUCUGCGUAGGCAGGCCAUCCAGAACUGGCACCGCCGGCCAUAUCGGAACAGCACUGAGGGAGAGGAAGGGGACAUUUCUGACGUCGGCUCCAGGACCACCGAGUCGGAGGCCGAAAUGUGGGAGACGGAGCCAUCCAGGGUACCCCCAGAGGUUCAGCAGGUGAACUUCUCCAGGCCUGGAAACAACUCCCGGCUGCCAGCCCGGUCUGAUGGAGGGAAGGCCACCCGGCCCGAGAGAGGCAGUCCAUCCCGCUCAAAUGAGGUUAUCAGUCCAGAGAUCCUCAAAAUGCGAGCCGCUCUCUUUUGCAUCUUCACCUACCUGGACACCAAGACCCUCCUGAGAGCUGCUGAGGUGUGCAAAGACUGGAAAUUUGUCGCCCGGCACCCUGCCGUUUGGACCCGGGUGCUCCUGGAGAACGCCAGGGUUUCCUCAAAGUUCCUGGUCAUGCUGUCGCAAUGGUGCACCCAAACCCACUCCCUCACUCUCCAGAAUCUGAAACCACGGCAAAGAGGGAAGAAAGAGACCAAGGAAGAUUACAUGAAAAGCACACGGGGCUGCCUGGAAGCUGGGCUCGAGUCCUUAUUAAAAGCCACUGGGAGCAACCUCUUGAUCCUCCGGAUUUCUCACUGCCCCAACAUCCUGACCGAUCGCUCCCUCUGGCUGGCCAGCUGCUACUGUCGAGCCCUCCAGGCUGUGACCUACCGGAGUUCCACUGACCCUGUGGGCCACGAAGUCAUCUGGGCAUUGGGAGCAGGUUGCCGGGACAUCAUCUCCUUACAGGUGGCACCAUUGCACCCUUGCCAACAACCAACACGUUUCAGCAACCGAUGCCUGCAGAUGAUUGGGCGCUGUUGGCCCCAUUUAAGAGCCCUGGGGGUCGGAGGCGCGGGGUGCGGCAUGCAGGGACUGGCAUCACUGGCUCGAAAUUGCAUGCGCCUCCAAGUGCUGGAGCUGGACCACGUGACGGAGGUGAACCAGGAGGUGGCGGCCGAGGUGUGCCGGGAAGGCUUGAAGGGCCUGGAGAUGCUGGUUCUGACGUCCACCCCAGUCACCCCCAAGGCCUUGUUGCAUUUCAACAGUGUUUGUCGGAACCUGAAGUCCAUUGUGGUGCAGGUUGGAAUCGGCGACUACUUUAAGGAACCAAAUAGUUCCGAGGCCAGGAAGAUGUUUGAGGAAAUGGUUAACAAACUUCAGGCCCUGAAGAAGAGGCCGGGCUUUUCAAAGAUUUUACACAUAAAGGUGGAAGCAGGCUGUUAACCUUUGCGAGGAAGAGGUCGAAAUCUUACAUCUUCCGUCUGCCUGUUACGAAAAGACAACCCUGGAGCCAACACCGGUAGGCUUGCGAGCCGCCGUUCUCUGAACCGGCGCUUUAGAGAGCAACCAGCCUUUUUGAGUAGGCCUUCAGGAAGGCAAGCGACGGGCUCCUUUUCCUGACGGAGGGUCGGGUGCAUUGUGUCGAAACGAUGGUGCUACAUAUUUAAAAAAAGAAAAACCAACCACAAGGGAUUUCUCCAGACUGCCAGGGAGGUUGUCCCCUUCUCCUGUCCCGUUCUCUCGUUCUCUCUCUUCUUACAGAGGCAGCUGUGAAACCAUCUCCUUGCAACAGACGUUCUCUUUUUCUUUGCAGAGCAAUCCUUUCUCUUCAAAGAACCUUUUUCCCCCUUUGAGAAGCUCAGUAACUUACAGCUGAGAGUGAUUAAUACGCUGGGCUCCCUGUCCUCCCUUGCUUUGCUCUCCUCUGCUGAAAUGACUGAUCGUUCCUUCUGUCCGCAAAACAGCCGUGAAAAACCCGGGCGGCGUCACUUGAGAUUGAACUCCUUUCUGCGGUCUCAGUCUUGUUCCGUCUCUUUCCAAAAUGAAAUUUCUUAGGGACUUGGGGGGGGGGGGGAAUGACAGAGGAGUUCCUUUUGUGGAGAAGUGGAGGAAUCUAGCAUUUCUGUUGAUUUAGAUUUUCUUUUUUAAGAAAGGGCAAAGCAGAACUAAGGAAAAGAAAAUUUCCCAUAAGACUGGAUGUUAAAGCAUAAAAUGAAAACCCCAAGAUGCCUACUGUGGGGUUGUAUCUCAUCUCAGCAGCUCCGAAGUCACUCAGGAAGCCAAACGUGGUCCCAUCUCCAAAGCCUAGUUGGAGUCCAUCUCUGAAGUAGAACAUCUCUUAAGUAUCCUGCGCAGGCAAUAAAGCAUUUUGCCAACAAUUCAAGGGCACUGUGGUUUCACAAGGCCUUUUCUGACACCACUAUCUUUUGGAAGGCAGCACUCACAAAUGAUAUAUUCCUCAGCGGUGCCACGGAGCUGAAUAGCCCACAAGAGAUGGUCCUUUUCUGGAUGCAAACCUCCACCAAGACAUGACCUUCUUCACUCCGGUUGAACAAAGAGUAGGAAAUUCUGGC